Caenorhabditis auriculariae is the source of this 2822-nucleotide messenger RNA. Lineage: Eukaryota; Metazoa; Nematoda; Chromadorea; Rhabditida; Rhabditidae. The record is from the annotation of a GenBank genome assembly.
AUGCAUGUGAAAAACAAAUUAGUUCACAUUAAUCACCGGCUCUCGCAUCUACUUCUGCAGACCACUCGCGGUUCGUUAUGUGACAAAGUUUUUUUUUGCCCUUCUGAAACAUCCUACAAGCUUAAACUUGAAGUAUAUUCAAAUACGGCUUCUGAGAAAGAAUCAAAUUUACGGGGUAAAUUUAUAUCUCUUGAAACACCAUUAAGUCAUAAAACAGGAAAUGUCUCGAAAACCAUGUUUUAAAGUCUAAAAAAGGCAUAAAAAAUUUCAUUUAGGUAAAAAAGCGAAAAUUUUUCGCGUUACUUUUUAGUCAUUUAAGAAAUUCUGCGCCUUUGAACCGGACAUUAAGAAAAUUUCAGGCGAAACUCUUGGAAAGUAAUAAGAUUUCCUUUUCAGGAACAAUGGCUGAAGUCAAAGCAAACGAACGUAACGAAUUGGUAACCUUAACUAAAAUUAAGAAAAAUCUUCAAGGCGCAAAAGUUCCAGGACAUUAACACGGCCCGGCAGCUCGGAGCCCAAGCAACUCUGCAAGGAUCCGAUUCGACGACACCUCGCAGCUCACUGAUUUCGUCACUUUCGUCGCGAACUGCCACCUACACGGACACCUACGAAAGUGAGCGAGAGCCGCUUCGCAACCGCAACGCUUCGUUUUAGGAGCCGCUCAGAGGAGGAAAAAGGCGACCGCUGCGAGGGGUAGGUUGACUUCAAAACAAGCCACGGAUGCGUUGAAAGCCGCUGAAUUCGUCGCGGCCAGCUUUUUGUUCACCGCGCAACUCGGAAAAGCCGCUGUCUACUUUCUCAUCUUUUCAUCGGAGGUGAAAACGGUGAAAACCAAGUAUUGAACUCAAAAAAAAACUGUCUUUUAUCCUCGGAAGAAACAUAGAUGGGCAUCGAAAAUCGGAGAAAUGCGUUAUUUAAAGUUGAGAAGUAUUUGAAAAUAUCGUUAUACAGGGAGAAAAAAAGUAAAAUUUAUGGCAUGCUGGAAAAGUCGGUCGGUUCGGUCGGUCGGUCAGUUUGGAAAACUAGGCCAAGCCGCAAUAUUGCUCCAUGGAACACUUAGAAUUUCAAACUGUUUUUUCUUUUUGAAUUUUUUUCUGAAUUUUUUUUCUUUUUUAAUUUUUACUAAGAAGGUUUUCGCUUAUUUCCAUUCAACUGUAUCGUUCUUGCGAGUAAAAUACGAUGGUUACUACAUUCAAAAUUAUAAACUGAUUCAAUUUUUGAAAGUGCUUAUUAAUUUUUUUCUUUGGAUACAAAAUAAAUUAAUAAAACCAAAUGAGUGAAAUGGAAACUUAUAAGUAAUCGGAAAGUGAGGUAAUGUGUAAAAAACACACAAAAAAGGCAAGAAACAAAAUUACCUUUAACAAAAGGUAAAACAUUACCUAGGGAAACAAUGAUAAAUAAGGAACAGUUUUUGAAGUGAGGAGCAUGUGUCCCAUAUCCUAGAAAACUGAUAAAAAGGAAGGAAAAAUAUAGAAACAGAGAAAAAAGUCUGAAAUUCGAUUUUCCAUGGAGCAAAAAUUACGACGUGGCCUAGUUUUCCAAACCGACCGACCGACUUUUUCCAGCAUGCCAAAAAUUUAUGACAUAAAUUUAUAAAAAGAAAAAUUUAACUGCAAAAAAAUCAACAUUUUCCGAAACUACAUAAGCUGUAUUUGCGGAUUUUGCGCGCAAUAGUGCGUCGCUCGAACUAUCGUAACCUGGAAAACUUUUUUUGAGCGAUUGUUCAUUUUAAAACGAUUCAGGCGCUAAUAAAUGUCUUUGUGAACAUCUACCACAUCGCCUCGUUCACUUAUCACAAACCGGCGGUGGCCAAGGAUCUCGCGAUGACAACUUAUCACUUACUAAAAGUCUCGUACGACAACAACUUGCUGACGAUGGCUGAGAUUUACACGGUAUUCGAUCAGAUCAUAAUAACCUUUUACAAGUUGUUUGGUAAAAAAUUAUGUUCACUGUAACGAAUAACUGUGAUACUCGCCGAGCGGUGUAGCAUCGCCUGCUAGCAAACUUAGAGCAUGUGAAAAAUUGAAAUGAUCAUUUCCUGGUCCGAAAGUGUUUCAAAACACAUAUAGUCUGUUCAGAUUUUGAAUAUCAAGUGGAAUGACGUUAUUCGAAAAUGCUCUGUGGAUGGCUCGCUCUCUGAUUGGUUUUUCGCACCAUUAUGGGCGGAGCUUGAGCGACGGCUUGACAUUCAAAACCUGAACAGACUAUAAUAAAUUUUCCGUGAUUACCGCGGCUAGCUUCAUCUUCCAUUAAAGCUCGAUCAUAAAGCCUUUUUUUAAAUCCACUUGAAUAGGUCGUAACUUUUUCACACACUUUCUUGCCAGUUUUUGAGCAGAAACUCAAAACUGGCGUAAGAAAAUCUAUUUCGAAACCUGCCAUCAAUACUAUAGUCUGUGUUCCAAGACUUGAAAUUUCACGGAACGAAAUUCCGCUGUUCCGCUUCGUGCGUUGGCGAAGCGUGUUUCGAAUCUAGGUCACGCUUUCGAUUGAUUGUUUUUGCUGUGGGAGCACAUGAAAGCAGUGUACCUUAAUAAAAGAAAGAAAAAAUUGAAAGCGCGGCCAAGGUUCGCAAAGGCGCGCAGCGGCACAGCGGAAUGUCGUUUGAUGAAAUUCGAAGUCGUGGUAAACAGACUAUAAAUCCUUGAGAAGUUUAUUUCUGUUUCAAACCGAUCUUUUAGGUACUGCGAUCAAACAUUCUUGCGCCAAUGACCAAGGCAAACGCGACGCGGAACGUCGAACGCGCCGAUCACUUGGCUAUCGAACAGUCGAGGCCUGGCUCCACUUCCACAACUUCUAGGAACCGAACUUCGACCACCCGCUGA